ACGCCUUUUUCACAUCUAAUCCCUUGGAAAAAUUCUUCUAAGUCAGGCUUACUUAUUUUAUUACUAUUACCUAUUACCUACCUAUUACCUAUUAUCUUGGCGAAUGAGAUAAAUAACUCUACACACCUGCGCUUAUUAUAUACAUACAUGUAAUCGUGGAGCAAAACGUCCAUCAUGUACAACCAAGCCAAGGUUGGCAUAUUUUCGCAGACAUCAAUAUGAACAAACCUAAGAUCCUCUUCAUUGAUGCUUAUGAUUCUUUUAGUAACAAUAUCGUUUCUCUUCUGACAACGACGUUACAAGCUCAUGUUGACAUCUUACCCAUUGAUCCACCUGAGCUUCGCCCGCAAGCACCAAAUUUUACUCACGAGUUGACUAAUCUGCUGCGUCGCUAUGAUGCUGUCGUCUGUGGCCCGGGUCCCGGAUCGCCCAAUUUGCCUCAAGAUGUGGGGCUUAUGAGAUACAUAUGGGACCUCGAACCGGCGCAUCUGGUCCCGGUUCUCGGAAUAUGCUUGGGUUUUCAAAGCCUAGUUGUCAGCUGUGGUGGCAUUGUGAAGAAACUUAAGACCGGCCUUCACGGCAUGAUUCGGGAAAUCGAUCAUGAUGCUGAACGACCUAGCUUAAAUGAAGGAAACAUCUUCUAUGGUGUUCCACCUUUUAAAGCUACGCUAUACCACAGUCUAUACGCGGAUAUUGGACAAGAUGCCAUAUCUACAGAUAAUUGGACGGCGUCUAAAUGGACAUCCCCUACGCAUUUGCCAGACGUUGUUCCCCUGGCCUGGGUGUAUGAAAACAGAGGUGACUAUAUAGAGCGAAUCCUCAUGAGUAUGAAGCACAGAACGAGACCGUUCUGGGCUUUGCAAUAUCACCCCGAGUCAAUAUGUACGGAACCAACAGGUCAUCAAGUUAUUAAGAACUGGUUCAGUGAGGCCAUACGGUGGAAUUACACGAAUGGCCGCAUCACAGAUUCCACCGCUGUUUCACUCGGUUCUAUUACUAGACUACCGAAAUCUAGCGCACGUAGCGCUAAGGACAGCCUAGGUUUUAAGGUACAUGAUUUGAAUAGUCACUCUUCGUGGGUAAAUGGCGAUAGCGAGCUAGCAUCCUUUGAGAUAAACCACCACUAUGGAUCGAGAAGUAUAAAACUCCCAAUUCAUAUCGAGGCUCCUGACAUUGUCGAGAUACUACAAGGCGAUAGGAGGGAUUUCAUCAUUCUGGACUCUGCAAGCGCCAAGGCAAAUAGAAUCGGAGCUGAUGUGCGAGGGCGUUAUAGCAUCAUCGCCUUAGACGUUGAUGAGGCAUUGAAAUUGGAAUACAGAACGGGAGAUAGCUAUGUUACUGCCCGAUGCUCAUGUUCUCGACAACCUUUCUCGUCCGGAAAGCUUCAUCUUAGCUCUGGGCAAACCAUAUGGGAGCUAUUAGCUGAAUUCUGGACUAAGCGAAGAGUGGCACCCGAUGAUCGUUCUGCACCUUUCCUUGGCGGUUUCAUGGGCUAUACUACUUACGAACUUGGAUUGGAAGGUAUUGAUGUCAAAUCUCACGAAGAGAGGCGUCACACCAGACCGGAUCUCUGCUUCGCCUGGGUUACCAAAAGUAUCGUGAUAGAUCAUACGGAUGGGACUUUACGCAUUCAACACUUAUCGCCAAUAGAGUCUGAAGGAAACGACUGGGCGGACUCUAUCAUCGACAGGCUUUCAGCUUCACCAGUUUGGUCAGAUGGGCUUCGCGCGGAUUUCAACAAGCGUACACAACUAAACCAGCUUACACCACCGUCAACGCCGGAUUCCAUAUUCGCAAAAGCACAAAUACAAGUGCCGGACGCCGACGAAUAUGAGGCAAAAGUCCGACAGUGUCAAGAUUUCAUUGCCUCGGGUGAUUCGUAUGAGUUAUGCUUAACAGAUCAGACGCAUAUCACACGACCUAAAAUUCUUCCCGCGAUGGAAUCUUGUCCAUUAAUGCCUCUUGAACCUGGGAAGCCACCCCAGACUUCAUGGCAGCUAUACCGUUCUCUGCGUUCUCGUCAGCCUGCCCCCUUUGGUUCGUAUAUUCGGCUUGGCGGUGCGACGCUGAUCAGCAGCUCACCAGAACGGUUCCUCGAGUUCAGCGCUGAUGGUCUAUGCUCAAUGCGUCCGAUGAAAGGCACAGUGCGCAAAUCGAGCGCCGUCUCGACCCUCACACAGGCCGAAGCCAUCCUGCACGUACCUAAAGAAGAAGCUGAAAAUCUGAUGAUCGUCGACCUCGUACGGCACGACCUGCACGGCGUAUGUGGACCCGACCGCGUAGCCGUCCCUAAGCUUAACAUCGUCGAGGAAUACGCCAGCGUGUUCCAGAUGAUCAGCGUCGUUGAGGGCCAGCUACCGGGUAACAAUGACGACGGAACGCCAAAGAAAACCGGUCUAGAUGUCCUAGCCGCAAGCCUGCCCCCUGGAAGUAUGACCGGCGCCCCAAAGAAGCGCAGCUGCGAGAUCCUACACGAGAUCGAGGGUCACCAUGAGCGGAGCUUAUACUCCGGCGUUGUAGGCUACAUGGACGCCGCGGGUCGUGGUGACUGGAGCGUUACGAUCCGGAGCCUGUUCCGCUGGGACGACGAGACGGUCGAGGGACAAAACCAGCAGGAGCACGAGGUCUGGCAUAUUGGUGCCGGUGGCGCGGUUACCGCUCUGAGUACGGCCGAGGGCGAGCGCGACGAGAUGUUUACGAAGCUUAAGGGCCCAUUGGGCGUGUUCGAUGACGAGGCGUGAUAUACGACCUACGAAUCUACGGGUGAAUACAUGUGUGUUUUAUUAUAUAACUAUCUAUCAAUCUAUCAAUCAUAUUAGGCGUAUACAGGUGGGUGCGGGUAAGGUAUUAUAACUGAGAGAGCUCGUCUGCGGGCUAGAUGACUCAACGAUGCAUUAUAGGGACGAGGAAAAUAAUUCGGGACGGGGAAUAUCGCGGCUCAUUCAUCAUAGAGCUCGCC
This is a messenger RNA of Daldinia loculata, 2959 nucleotides long. Its product is annotated as para-aminobenzoate synthase. The coding region runs from base 219 to 2741 and encodes 840 amino acids. The record is from RefSeq and is a predicted model, not a curated record. The transcript has a single exon. Gene Ontology annotation, biological process: L-tryptophan biosynthetic process. NCBI's taxonomy places the organism in Eukaryota, Fungi, Ascomycota, Sordariomycetes, Xylariales, Hypoxylaceae.